Molecule: messenger RNA, 2149 nt
Organism: Platichthys flesus (European flounder)
Lineage: Eukaryota; Metazoa; Chordata; Actinopteri; Pleuronectiformes; Pleuronectidae
Gene: fbln5
Product: fibulin 5
Exons: 11
Coding region: 263-1654 (463 amino acids)
Molecular function (GO): calcium ion binding
Source: RefSeq, a predicted model, not a curated record
CAGGGGGUGGCCCGCCAAUUUGCAUAGCUAAAUAAUCUGUAGAGCCGACAGGACCGGAGCAGAUCCCUGUGAGAGAAGCCAUUCUUCACCGAAGCCUCAGCUCGAGCAGACUUAAUGAAAACCUGGUGUCGGCCCGUGCGUAAAGACGCGUAGUUGGAGGAGGUGGUGAGCGCCCUGCUGGAGAGGAGAGGAGAGGAGAGGAGAGGAGGUGUAGGCAGAAUUUACGGCUCCUUCUGAAUCCUCCGAGAGCUCAACACUAACCAUGCUUUUUGAAAUCCGCAGCCUCAGGUCCUGCUCUUCUGCAAGGAUGUUGGCAGCGCUGGUGUGUGUUCUGCUCUGUAUCCAGCCUGGACACGGACAGGCCUGCACAGAAGGGUUUGCAUAUGACCGCAGGGCGAGACAGUGUGUAGAUGUGGACGAGUGCCGUACCCUGCCAGAUGCUUGCCGAGGCGACAUGCGCUGUGUGAACCAGAACGGAGGCUACCUGUGCAUCCCGAGGACCCUGUACAACCAGCCCUACAGACCAGAGACCCCGGUGCUGCCGGAGCCCGCUUACCCGGACACGUCGCAGGGAUUCCCAGACACCUUCCUCCCGGCUCCCAGGUCCGUGGAGCCCAGCUACCCCAGAGUGGGGAGCACGGCUCAGUGCCUCCUGGGAUAUACUCCUGCAGAGGAUGGCACCUGUAACGACAUUGACGAAUGUGAGACCAACUCUCAUCACUGUAACCCCACCCAGGUGUGCAUCAACACGGCCGGGGGCUACACCUGCUCCUGCACCGAGGGAUACUGGCUCAUCGGUGGACAGUGUCAGGAUAUUGAUGAAUGUCGAUAUGGUUACUGCCAGCAGCUGUGUGCCAACGUCCCGGGGUCGUACUCCUGCUCCUGUAACCCCGGCUUCAACCUCAACCCAGACAGCAGGACCUGCCAAGAUGUGGACGAGUGUGAAGACGAGCCGUGCACUCACGGCUGCUUCAACACCUACGGCUCCUUCAUGUGUAACUGUGACGAGGGAUUCGAGCUGGCGGCUGAUGGAACUUCUUGCAUCGACUUGGAUGAGUGCAGCUUCUCUGAGUUUCUGUGUCAGCACAGAUGUGUGAACACCCCCGGCUCCUUCUCCUGCAUCUGUCCGCCCGGGUACUUUGUGUUUGAGGACGGCAGGAGCUGUGAAGAUAUCAAUGAAUGUGACACUGGUAACAACACCUGUACAACAGCACAAGUAUGUUUCAAUUUCCAGGGAGGCUACACAUGCCUGGACCCUCUACAGUGUCACUCUCCUUACGUCGAAGUUAGUGACAAUCAGUGCAUGUGCUCAGCUGAGAACCCUGCCUGCAGGGACAAGCCCUUCACCGUUCUGUACCGACACAUGGACUUGUCGUCGGGGCGCAGUGUGCCUGCAGACAUCUUCCAGAUGCAGGCCACCACCCGCUACCCGGGCGCCUUCUACAUCUUCCAGAUCAAGUCGGGCAAUGACGGACGAGAGUUCUACAUGAGGCAAACCAGCAACGUGAGCGCCACCCUGGUCCUGUCCCGGCCCAUCAAGGGCCCCAAGGAGCUGGUGCUGGACCUGGAGAUGGUCACCGUCAACAAUGUCAUCAACUUCCGAGGCAGCUCCAUCAUACGCCUGACGAUAUUCGUGUCGCAGCACCCGUUCUGAGUGGGAACCCCCCCCAGAGAAUCCUGUUGUUGCCCCACUGCAGCUGGGAUGUCAUGCUCUGGUGUUUGAGACAGCUCAUCACUUUUUUUUAGUUUUUCCCUUUUAAACGUUAAGUCAUCCUCAUCCUGUCAAUAAAGACGCGUCCGGUAAAGAGUGAGCUGAUGGGAACGCCUCCCUGUGCUCCAGUCCCCAGUCACCCUGGUUUAAUGGACACUGAUCUUUUAUAGCUGUGAUGUGUUCUUUCAACACAGAUGGAUAUUUAUGUUGACCAAUUUUUAAACCUGAAUCCCAGUGUAUCCCCCCCCCCACUUGUCUGUGAAUCUCCAUCCCUUCAGAUGAGCUGUGAAUGUUCUGGAGCUGUCGUGACGGGCAGAAGUGUAACUGUGCAUUCGGAGCGGUUGUAUUUGAAAUGAUGUAACAAUCAGUCAUAAGCUGAAUUAUUGAUCACCGUGUCUUUAAGUUCAAUAAAUGUCUUUACCACAGAAAAGGAUUCGA